AUCUGUCAAGUGAUAUUUUACCGUAUCCAAUUGCUACGAUGCAAUAAAUACUAUAAUUCCAAAUUUUUAGUUGUCAAUGUGUUUGACGAUAAAUUUGAAGUAAAUGCAAAUACUAAUUAAUUUAUACGAAAAAAAUGUAAUUUUAUAGUUAAUGCUACCAUAUGUGUAAACGGAGCUAUUGUAUAUUUAUUUCGUUUAUACAAUUCGUUCGUGUUCAUUGUGUUGUUAAAUACAUAUUUGUAAUGAAAAUGAAGAUUCCAAAUAAUCGUUCUGGGAACGAUUAUGGAAAUGAAACAGGAAUUAUCUCUUACAUGGAUAAUAAUUUUGAUUCUGAAAUCGAUGUACAAGGAACAGAAGAAAGUGAUUUUUCUGAGUACCUUUGGAUGGAAAAUGAGGAAGAAUUUGAUAAAGAGGUGAUUCAACAAUUAAUGGAAGAAGAAUUAACAGAAGAAUGUUUAAAAGCAAUGUGGGAAGAUGAAAGACAUGAACGAAAUACAAAUUCUAUUGCUUGGUCCACUGCUACAAGCAUGCCUGAGAAUAAUAGUGCUGAACUUUGUCAGCAACUUAGUAAUCUAAAAAUGCAUGAUGAUCUUGCUAAGCAGAGUACAUUGAAUCCAAAUGCAGCUGAAUUUGUUCCAGCAUUCAAAUCAGCAGUAACAUCUAUCUGAAAGUUUUUAUAUACUGUAGUGUGCGUUUCUAAAUGAAACACUUUUCUAAGAGUUCCUUUUGUAACACUUAUUUUGUACUGGUAUAUAUCUUCUAUAUCAUUGUGACAUGAAUUAAUAUUAUAUACUGAAGUCGUUAAGACUGAUGUAAGUAAAAUAUAUUGCACCCAAUGCAUAUUUCAUUUAUAGAACAAUACUUAAUGCAUCUAAUUAUACAAGAAAACAAUUUUAAUUUUUAUUUUUAUUAUCAAUUUUUUAUUUAAAAAAUUCUGGUCGUGUUAUAAUUCUGGUCCUCUAUCAGCAUAUGUCUUGAAAGACUUGAAGAUCUCAAGGGAAAGUCUUACAGGCUGUGAAGGACACUUUUUCUGACUCUAUUUUGUACAUUGAGAGCCAAUGUACUACUUAUUUACUUUAAUUAAGUAAUAAAAUUAUUAUAAAAUGAUAUUUUAAAACUGAUUAGAGUAUGUAUAUGAAAUGUAAUAUUAUUAAAAAAUAUAAGUGGUGAAUGUAUUUUGCAUUAUUAAUCAAAAUUGAAAUAAUAAAAGUAUUAAUAUUUUCUCAUUAUCUUGAUAUAUAUUAUAAAAUUUUGUUAACGAAAUUUAAAGUUUUUAGUAAUGAAAUUUUUAAAAAAUAAAAUUAUAUUUUAAUAAUCAUUAAUCAUACAUAUUCGCCACUUAUACUCUUUGAAUAAACAUAUUUAUGUACAAAUUCUAUUAACAUUCUCUGCAUUGUGAUAGAUACAUACAUGAUUUUAUAAAACCGCAUGAAUUAAAUUUACAUUACUUUAGCCACAAUAUACUUUAGUAUGAAUACAAUAACUGUGAUUAUGAAGCAAAUUAAAUAGAUUUAUCAUAGAAUUAUUCACAGUUAAAAAAUCUUAUUAAUUUCUCUGUGCUUCUUAUUAUUUUGCUUUCAAAUUUUGUUCACAUAUCUCUUCUAUUUGUGACUCUUCAUAAAAAAAAUAAAAAAUUUUAAAAAUUAUAAAAAAAAAAAGAGUAACAUAUUUAGUGUAAAAUACAUACAUAAUUACAAAUAUUUAUAGAUUUAUUUGGAAGAUUCAAAUUGAGUGGUGCAUUAAUUUUAUAAAACAAUAACAAUAAAUUUAAAUAAUUUCUUUUAUGUUUUAAAUUUAUCUUAGUAUGAAAAAAAAGAGACUGUUUUUUUAGAUUUAAGAUAGUUUCUUUAACAAGAUUUGAUGUAUAUUUAUUCUUAUCAUUUUUUAAAAAUAAUAUCGAUAAAAUAUAUCAAUUGAAAGCAUUAUUUAGUUUAUAUAAUUUUACUUUUUGCAAUAAAAUCUUUAAGAAAUGUAAGUAUGAAGUAUAUCAAUAAUCGUAUAAAUAUAUAUCUUGUAGUCAUCAAAUCUGUGUCAAUUUAAAUGACAUGCAGUAUUUAUAUCAUAUUAUUAAUAUUUUUAGUAGCAUGUCAUAUAUAUCAAUAAAAAGCUGUAUUUUAGCAGUAGAAAAAUAUAAAGAAAUCAUCUGGUUACAAUGUAACCACUAUACAAUGUACCAUUGCAUAAUACUUUGAGUUUUCCAAAAUUUAAAUGUCUCAAAUUUAAAUAAUAUCAAAAAAUAAAUAUCACAUUUUUUAUGAAUUAUUUCAAUAAGUAUAUUUCAAUAGUACCUGUUUUUUUUGGCAUGUAAUGAUAAUUACUAUUAUUAUUAGUAAUAAGGUAAUUAAGUUUUAACAUAUAAACAAUUAUAAUUAUUUCAUAUAUUAUGUACAAUCAAAGAUAAUACUUUAAGAAAUAUAAAAAUUCAUUAUUGCAAUAACAUAAUUUAAAUAAUUUAAAUGAUCAACAAGCACAAAUAUUUUAUUUUUAUUCAAUAAAUGAUAUUUGAUUGUGCAAUAUAUAUUUUUUCAGCUUCAUAUUGAGACAGAAAAAAGAAAAAUUCAAAAGAUUUUUAAUGCAAAAAAUACAGGUAAAUAACUUUUUCCUGUAAUAAUAAACUUUUUUCUUUACAAAUACUAUAUACAUUAGAAAAUAACGUAUAGUGAAUUAGGAUAAAGAUAAUUAUGUUGUUUAAGCGAGUGUGAAUUAUAAUUAUAUCAUUGCCAUUAAUCAUUUGCAUUUGCAAUUUCCUGUAUUGUAUUAUUUUUUCUGUAAUAUUUAGUAUAUAAAUGAAUCAUAUAAAAUACAAAUCUAUGUAUUU
This is a messenger RNA of Apis dorsata (giant honeybee), 2818 nucleotides long. RefSeq names its product polyadenylate-binding protein-interacting protein 2 (gene Paip2). The record is from RefSeq and is a predicted model, not a curated record. The transcript has 5 exons. Gene Ontology annotation, biological process: negative regulation of translational initiation. The coding region runs from base 162 to 668 and encodes 168 amino acids. Gene Ontology annotation, molecular function: mRNA regulatory element binding translation repressor activity. Lineage: Eukaryota; Metazoa; Arthropoda; Insecta; Hymenoptera; Apidae. Gene Ontology annotation, cellular component: cytoplasm.